This is a messenger RNA of Aspergillus sclerotioniger CBS 115572, 2380 nucleotides long. It is a transcript of the gene ptcG, whose product is annotated as type 2C protein phosphatase PTC1. Bases 255 to 1973 code for a protein of 572 amino acids. The transcript is spliced from 2 exons. NCBI's taxonomy places the organism in Eukaryota, Fungi, Ascomycota, Eurotiomycetes, Eurotiales, Aspergillaceae. Gene Ontology annotation, molecular function: cation binding; protein serine/threonine phosphatase activity. The record is from RefSeq and is a predicted model, not a curated record. Gene Ontology annotation, biological process: protein dephosphorylation.
GUUUUGUGUGGAUCGAGUCGCUGACAUGCCACCGUCUAUCCAGCUAGAUCUCCUUGCCUCCGCCGCAAUUCCCAUCCUACGUCAGUCUCCCCGGCGGCUCUCGUUCUUUGCCCCCACGCGCCGCCGCCCGCCGCCCCCUCCGCACUCGCUCGGACUUCGGACCUGGUUUCAUACCACCAGACCCAUAAACCACAAUCAAGCUGGCAGGGAAUAAGCGGAGAAGUUUUUCUAGCCAGGGUGGGUUGCUGAACAGAAUGUUCAGUGGCUCCUCGAGCCCACCCAAAGAUAGAAACGACUCCAUCCCCCGUUCCGGCGCCAUUGACACGCCUUCCCUCAGCAUCCACACCGAGGAACCCAACGCCAACCAGAAGAAAUCAUCGCCCCCGGGUGGUUUCUUCACACGGAGAACCAGUGAGGAUCAGAGCUCAGGUGGCGAGAAGAAGCGCCGGAGUAGCACCGUCACCAAAGCGGCAUCCUUCUUCACCAGCGCUAAGAACUCGUUCAGCCUGUCGAGUAGUCCGCGCGAGCACUCCUUCAACAACUACGCCAUCCAGGAGCAGCAAUCUCUACACAAGUUUGGGAGUAUGGAUCCCGCUUUGAAUGUUCCCCAAGGGUCGCUGAACAACUCGGCUGGUGAAUCUCUCCCCACUCCUCGUUCCUCGUUCAAAGUCGGCGUGACCGAAGACCGGAAUCGAAAAUGUCGCCGGACCAUGGAGGAUACUCAUGCCUACCUGUACAAUUUCUUGGGGAAUCCCGCACCUUUAGCCCCGGUUGAGAACUACAGCAAGUCCCUACCGAGCCCGGGUGCUCCCUCGCCCACCUCGGAAGAGCCAACUAGCGUGGAAACGGAUAAUGGCUACUUUGCCAUCUUCGAUGGACAUGCAGGGACUUUUGCGGCAGAAUGGUGUGGGAAAAAGCUGCAUCUGAUCCUGGAGGAUGUCAUGCGAAAGAAUCCCAACACACCUGUUCCGGAACUCCUGGAUCAAACGUUUACUAGCGUGGAUCAGCAGCUGGAGAGAUUGCCUCUGAAGAACAGUGGUUGUACUGCAGUCAUUGCCCUCUUAAGGUGGGAGGACCGCGUGCCCAGCGUGCAUUCUUCAGUGGGGUCGUCCACCCUCGCCUCCACUGCCACUGCUGUUUCGAAGGGUGAAAGCGACUCAGAUGCUGGCGAUACGCCUACCCAGGCCGCGAUGUCUGGCGCGGCAUCUAUUCUCCCCACACUGCACGAGAAAUCAACCCGCCAACGUGUCCUCUACACUGCCAAUGUUGGCGAUGCCCGUAUUAUCUUGUGCCGCAACGGCAAGGCACUCCGCUUGUCUUACGAUCAUAAGGGUAGCGAUGAAAAUGAGGGGAAACGGAUAGCUAAUGCGGGAGGGCUCAUACUAAACAAUCGCGUUAACGGGGUACUUGCGGUAACGAGAGCCCUCGGCGACGCCUAUCUCAAGGAUCUUGUGACUGGGCAUCCGUACACUACCGAAACGGUGAUCCAGCCCGACUCCGACGAGUUCAUCAUUCUUGCCUGUGAUGGUCUCUGGGAUGUAUGCAGUGACCAAGAAGCGGUAGAUCUUGUCCGUAACGUACAUGACGCUCAGGAUGCAUCCAAGAUCCUGGUAGAUCAUGCUCUUGCACGGUUUAGCACCGACAACCUUUCCUGCAUGGUGAUCCGCUUCGAUUCCGACCGGGUAAAGGAUGUCAUCAACCGGACGGUGGAGCCCAUCGGUGUUGAUGGGGACUCCGCUACAAAUGUGGAUCGCGGUAUGAGCGAGGCCGACAAGAUCAUUGAAGGGGCCAGGAAGAGCAUGGCCAGUGCUGGGAUUGCAGAUGACCCGGCGACGGCCGAAAAAGUCCAGAGUGAGAUUCUGCAGAAGAUGUCCAAUGCUGAAGCUGGACCGGAGCUUUCCGUCAACGAGCACAGCCAUGAGCGGGUUGUGAACAAUUUGAAGAAGCCGGAACCGAGGAACCCGAGUUCUUGAGCAUUAGAAUAUGGACUUAAAGAAGCCUUAGUGUGUUAUUCUGCCACGGAAGAUAGAGAGAUCAAGGCUACAAUCCUGGCCUAGGUCCAGACAAUGGAGUUUCGCUGCCUUUGCUCGUCUUUUUCCUUUCCUUCCUUUACCUCAACUGCUCUUCCAGAUUUUGUUACCGGCGUCGAUCACGGACUGCAAACCACAUCCUUUCCCGGUUCUUUCUCUCUUCGAGCCAGGGUCCGAGUCUCGUAUCUUGCACUCGACCUUGUUUUCUUUUAUCGCUAUCUUUCCCUUUCCCCCACCGCCGACAUUGAUUUCCCCCCCUUCGUCUAAGAUGCACCGUCUCGCAUUCGCCCGGGUGUUCGUCUCGUGGCAUUCACCGCGAUUCAGGUCUGCCUUGCUUGACCGGACGGGGC